AUGUCUCACCCAUCCUGGCUGCCCCCCAAGAGUACCAACGAGCCUGUUGGCCACGUUGCUGCAAGGAUGGAGACCACGCACACCUUUGGCACUCCCAGCAUCUCCGUGUCCACCCAGCAGACCCCAAAGAAGUUUGCACCUGUGGUCGCCCCCAAACCAAAGUACAACCCAUACAAGCAACCAGGAGGUGAUGGGGACUUCCUUCCUCCCCCUCCCCCUCCGGUGGAUGACCUUGGGAACAUCACAUCACCACAAGGUGCCUUUCCCCCCCCACCCCCUCUGGAUGAUGUUUCUUACAAUGUACAGCAAGUGAAUCCUGGUGGCAAGACCCUUGAGGAGAGGCGGUGCAGUUUAGAUGCAGAAAUUGAUUCUCUGACCAGCAUCCUGGCCGACCUGGAGAGCAGCUCUCCGUACAAACCUCGGACUCAACAGGGCUCUGGGACCUCAAGCAGCUCUGCUGCCACCACCCCGUCCAUGUCCACUCCUGUCACUGGCCACAAGCGGAUGAUCAUCCCCAACCAGCCUCCCCUCACCGCCACCAAGAAGUCCACUGCCAAGGGCCCGGGGCAGCCAGCGCCCAUCCCGGUCACUCCCGUUGGCACCCUGAAGCCGCAGCCAGUGCCGGCCUCCUACGCCACGGCCUCCACGCCGAGCCGCCCGGCCUUCAACGUGCAGGUGAGGACGGCGCAGCCCAGCCCUCACUACCAGCCGCCCUGCCCGCAGCCCGGCCACUACGGCAGCCUGGGGCCCGGCCAGGCCUACGCCACCGUGCCGUCCCGCCAGCCCGCUGCCCCUCAGUACGGAGCGCCGCAGCCCCAGGGGCCCGGCUACGGCUAUGGCCCUCCGCCCAGCCGGCCUGCUGAGCCUGCCUACGGGUACGCGCCCCCACAGGGCCGCUACCAGGAGCCCUACUACGGGGGCUACGGCGGCAGGAACGGCUCCGAGGCGCCCUACGUGCCGCAGAGCUCCUGGAAGGCCGAGCCGGCGUAUCCUGCGAGUAAUGCCAUGGGCCAGGCUCCCCCUGCGCUCUACCAGCCACCGGGCACGAAGAAGACCUACAUCACUGACCCAGUGCUGGCCCCGCAGCCGCCCGCCCUGCAGCAGAAGAGUGGGUAUCCAAGCUCUGGACCUACAUCAAGCACUCCUGCCUUCAGGCCUGAGGAUGAGCUGGAACAUCUGACCAAGAAAAUGCUGUAUGACAUGGAGAAUCCUCCGUCUGAUGAGUACUUUGGACGCUGUGCCCGCUGCGGGGAGAAUGUUGUCGGAGAGGGCACCGGUUGCACGGCCAUGGACCAAGUCUUCCACGUGGAUUGUUUCACCUGCAUAAAGUGCAGCAGCAAGCUGAGGGGACAGCCUUUCUACGCCGUGGAGAAGAAAGCCUACUGUGAACCCUGCUACAUUAAUACACUGGAGCAGUGCAGUGUCUGUGCAAAGCCCAUCAUGGAAAGGAUCCUCCGAGCCACUGGGAAGGCCUACCACCCCCACUGCUUCACCUGUGUGAUGUGCCACCGCAGCCUGGAUGGCAUCCCCUUCACUGUGGAUGCUGGUGGCAACAUCCACUGCAUUGAGGAUUUCCAUAAGAAAUUUGCCCCGAGGUGUUCUGUGUGUAAAGAGCCCAUCAUGCCAGCCCCGGGACAAGAGGAGACCGUGCGCAUUGUUGCCCUGGAUCGUGACUUCCAUGUGCAGUGCUACCGGUGCGAGGACUGUGGUGGCCUCCUGUCUGAAGGGGACAAUCAGGGCUGUUACCCUCUGGAUGGGCACAUCCUCUGCAAGACCUGCAACUCUGCUCGGAUCCAGGCUCUGACUGCCAAGGCCAGCACUGAUCUCUGA
Molecule: messenger RNA, 1830 nt
Organism: Melozone crissalis (California towhee)
Lineage: Eukaryota; Metazoa; Chordata; Aves; Passeriformes; Passerellidae
Gene: LPP
Product: LIM domain containing preferred translocation partner in lipoma
Exons: 10
Coding region: 1-1830 (609 amino acids)
Biological process (GO): cell-cell adhesion
Cellular component (GO): stress fiber; focal adhesion
Source: RefSeq, a predicted model, not a curated record